CUACAAUCAACAUGUUUUCACGAAAAAGUCAUAUUCAAUAUCUUUCUGUAGUUUUACUACUCUCUGUAUACUUGUUCAAACAAGUAUCUUCAAUAGGAUGUUAUGCUUGUGACUCUGACGAAAACAGGAAUUGUAUUUAUGACCCCAGCCAGUUUGCUGUUACAUGUGUACCUUAUGCAAAAAAUAUUAACUCUUCAGCAUCUAACGGUGAAGAUAAAAUUGCAGUAAGAGCAAUUUCAUACGACUGCGCAACUGCAGUAGGAAUUUCUACUAAAGAUGGACACUUCAGGGUUAUAAGAGGAUGUUCCGUCAGCCCGGUCACCUGCGACACUUACAAAGCGAUCUACGCAGUGAAUUACGAUUUCCAAGUUGACAAGUGCCUUCGAUGUAGCUAUAACUUCUGUAACACUGAUACGUUCUAAGUUUUCAAUGCCAAAUAUAGAUUUUUUUUCAUUUUUACUCAUAAUAGUCUAAGUUAAAAAAUUUUGUAUCAAAAUAACAGGAGCAUAAAUAAAA
This is a messenger RNA of Phymastichus coffea, 516 nucleotides long. RefSeq lists its product as uncharacterized. The transcript is spliced from 4 exons. The record is from RefSeq and is a predicted model, not a curated record. Bases 12 to 422 code for a protein of 136 amino acids. Lineage: Eukaryota; Metazoa; Arthropoda; Insecta; Hymenoptera; Eulophidae.